AUGGGAAUAAAGGCAUUACUCCCCUUUUUGUCAACUAUAAUCCACAAAACUCCUCUUGCAAAUUUUCGGAACAAACGCGUUGCAAUAGACGGAUAUGCGAUACUACAUAGAGUGGCAACAAGAAACGCGAAAAGAUUACUUUUACAACACGACACCGCAUUUUUGGUCCAAGGGGUAAUGGAGUUCGUCACAUUUUUUAAGACACAGGGUAUCAUACCGUUAUUUGUGUUUGACGGAGCAACACUCCCAGCUAAAAUGAAGACAGAGGAGGCACGACAACUCAAGAGACAACAAGCUUUAGAGAACGCGAAACAAUUGGACAAAGAGGGGAAAGACACAAUGGCACUCAGUUUUUACAAGAAAGCUAUUGACAUCACCCCCAAAAUGGCCUUUGACGUCAUUAAUGAGUUACGCCGAUCCAAUGUAGAGUAUGUAGUUGCGCCGUAUGAAGCCGAUGCCGAAUUGGCUUAUUUAAGUCGGACUGGAUAUGUCGAUUUAGUUGUGUGUGAAGAUAGUGAUUUGAUACCAUACGGGAGCACUGCUAUUCUCUUUAAAAUGAACGUUGGGGAAGGUGUGGCGGAUUUGUAUAAGGCAGCAGAUUUACCACUUUCGCCAUUUGGGAGUAAUGUCUCCCUCUUUCUUGUGCAGAUAGUAUGUGUUGUGGCUGGAUGUGAUUACUUUGAGGGGAUAGAAGGUAUUGGGAUGAAAAAAGGAUUGGAGAUGCUGAAGAAGUGUAAGACCGAGAAGGACGCGGUGUUUGAGAUCAAGAAAAAGAAGAAGAUGUCUGGCGAUGAGGCGUUGCAAGUACAACAGAAAAUCAGAGAAGCACUUUUUACAUUCAAUCACCAAUAUGUUUAUGAUAUUGAAGACAAAUUGAUUGUUAAUUUAACUGAAAUAGAGGCGAGUGAAAGAACGUUGUUUGAUGAUACCACCAUUGAAAAGGUAUUGGGAAAGAAAUUUAGUAAUGACAUUGGGAAAAAGAUAGCGAUCGGAAGUAUUGAUCCGAACACUCUUGAGAUUUUUGGCGAUAUCAAAAGUACAGGAAACACCCCGAAGAAAGCAACUGUUGAGACACAAACACGGAAUAUUGCGAUGCUCCUACAAAGAGUCAAAGAAAAACAAAAUGAAGAAGUCGACGAGAAAGGGUGUACAAAUGAAGAAGAAAACGUGAACGAAAAAGUUGAGGCAAAUGUUUUGGACGGGGACUUUUUGGUAGAAGAAGAGAAGAAGGACGAUACUUACAAAAGCAUGCUGAAUAGUGUGUUGAUCGACGGAGACCCAUUUGAAAACGUCGACGAGUUCGUUCUCGAAAAUGAAGAGUUGAUCAACACAAGAAAGAGGGAACCUACAGAUCCCGUCACGACAAGCAACUUUAUUGGGAAUGAGAAGUUGUCGAUUGACAGCUUCCAGCCGUUAAGAAAAUAUGAUUGA
This is a messenger RNA of Entamoeba invadens IP1, 1431 nucleotides long. RefSeq names its product exodeoxyribonuclease, putative. NCBI's taxonomy places the organism in Eukaryota, Evosea, Mastigamoebida, Endamoebidae. The transcript has a single exon. The record is from RefSeq and is a predicted model, not a curated record. Bases 1 to 1431 code for a protein of 476 amino acids. Gene Ontology annotation, molecular function: metal ion binding; 5'-flap endonuclease activity.